AUGUGUCAAGCACUAGCUCGAAGUCUUAUUGAACAAAAUGUUGUUUCAUCAAAAGAUCAAAUAAUUGCAAGUGAUGUUGAUGAAAAUCAACGAAAAAUAGCAACAUCUCAAUUAGGUAUUACAACAACAGCUGAUAAUAAACAAGUAGUCAAACAAAGUAGUCUACUUAUCUUAGCUGUUAAACCAAAAGAUGUUGAAAGUGUCUUAAAUGAUAUUCGAGAAUCCUUCAUUCCACAGAAUCAUUUACUUGUUUCAAUUGCAGCUGGUAUUCGAACAACAACUAUUGAAAAAUUUCUUAAACCAAACAGUCGAGUAGUUCGUGUCAUGCCUAAUAUAGCUUGUUUAGUUAAUGCUAGUUGUAGUGUUUAUGCAUCUGGACAAUGUGCUACUGAUGAGGAUCGAUCAUUAGUAAAUGCGAUUUUCUCAUCUGUUGGUUCAUGUGAAGGUGAAAUUGAUGAGAAUUUACUCAAUGUAGUCACUGCUUUAAGUGGUAGUGGACCUGCUUAUUUUUCUGUUAUGGUUGAAGCACUUGCUGAUGGUGCAGUAAAAGCAGGUUUAAGUCGACCAUUAGCAUUGGCUUUAGCUUCAAAAACGAUGUUUGGUACAGCAAAAAUGUUACUUGAUAAAGAACAACAAUUUCAUCCAAGUCAAUUGAAAGAUGCAGUAGCUAGUCCAGGUGGUACAACUAUUUAUGGUCUUGAAAUCAUGGAAAAAGCUGCUGUACGAGCAGCUCUAAUGGAAACAGUAACAGCAGCAACUGAUCGAGCUGCUCAAUUAGAAUCGUAA
This is a messenger RNA of Rotaria sp. Silwood1, 786 nucleotides long. NCBI's taxonomy places the organism in Eukaryota, Metazoa, Rotifera, Eurotatoria, Philodinida, Philodinidae. The record is from the annotation of a GenBank genome assembly.